GGGAGCCCCGCGCCACAGGCCGCGACGGGCUGCGACACCCGUGUGACACCCGUGUGAAGGGCUGCGACACCCGUGAGACAGGCUGCGACACCCGUGUGACGGGCUGCGACAUCGCCGUGGCAGCGCCGUGACCGCAGCCCCGCGGGGACGGGCCGGGCCCCGCGCCCGCCGCCGCCGCCAUGCAGAUGACCUUCUACUUCUCGGACACAGCAGUGCUGCUCUUCGACUUCUGGAAUGUCCACAGCCCCACAGGGAUGGUGCUCUCGGUGCUGGUGAUCCUGCUGCUGUCCGUGCUCUACGAGGCCGUGAAGAUGGGCAAGGCCGUGCUGCUGCGGCGGGCGCUGCUGGCCCUGCCCCGCAGCCUCAGCCAGGAGGCCCUGACCCAGCCACAGGAGGGGGACAGCGACCCCGCGCAGGGCAGGUGGUUCUGGUUCCACGUGGCCCAGACGCUGUUCCACGUGGUGCAGGUGGUGCUGGGCUAUAUGGUGAUGCUGGCUGUCAUGUCCUACAACGCCUGGAUCUUCCUGGGGGCCAUCGCAGGCUCCACCCUGGGCUACUUCAUGGUGUACCCCCUGCUGGGCCGGGGCUAGAGCCCCCCGAGGUGGUGGCACGCGUGUCCCACCUCCUGCUCCUUCGUCUGGAAUAGCUGCUGUCACUUUUGCUGGGUCUGUCUCUGUCCCUGUGCUCUGUGGGACACAGACCCCCAAGGACUUGCUGGUGGCCCUCGGGGCUGGCCCCACUCUGGGGACAGGGAGCCCCAUGGCCAGCACUCACCACGCUGCCACUGGCCUCGGCUGGUGGCUGUCCCCCGGCUCUCAGGGACCUUUGUCUGGGUGGUGACAGUGGGGGAGUGCUGGAAUUUUCUCCCCUUCCCUGCUUUUUGAGGAGGUUCAUCCUGGCUGGAACGGGAACGAUCCGGUGACUGCUGCGGACAGGGACCCUCCUGCCCAGAGCUGCCCUGCACCAAGCCCCUCUUCACACAGUGCCUUUGGGGACACUGGGGGUCCUGCCACCCCCACCCCGCUCCUGCUCUUCAGGAUGGGGCUGGAGCAGCCCCUGAGCCGCUGGUGUGGCUGUGCCAGGGGGGAAAUGCUGCUCCAGGUGCCUCUUGCUGCUUCCUCAGGACACCCCUUUGAAUAAAAUCAUCUCAGCUCCACUCCUGCUUUGUGUCACUGCUGGGUGGGCUCAGGAUGUGACACCCUGGGUCACAGUGGGACUGGGGAUCCCCAGCCCUACCCAGGGAAGUACUUCAGGAAUAAGGAGAGUCUCCUCUGGCUUUAAAUAAAGCUUUCCCAUUUUAUUAAUUAUAAGCAUAUCUUUAAACAUUUGUAUAACUUUCUUAAUAAAAUAUCCUGGAAGAGA
Passer montanus (Eurasian tree sparrow) is the source of this 1362-nucleotide messenger RNA. It is a transcript of the gene SLC31A2, whose product is annotated as solute carrier family 31 member 2. The coding region runs from base 180 to 590 and encodes 136 amino acids. The transcript is spliced from 4 exons. The record is from RefSeq and is a predicted model, not a curated record. Gene Ontology annotation, biological process: copper ion transmembrane transport. Gene Ontology annotation, molecular function: copper ion transmembrane transporter activity. Gene Ontology annotation, cellular component: membrane. NCBI's taxonomy places the organism in Eukaryota, Metazoa, Chordata, Aves, Passeriformes, Passeridae.